AUGGCCGGCCUCUCUCUCAAGUCUACUUACAAGCUUGUCUCGGGCUACAAGAUCCCCGUCGUCGGUUUCGGUGUCGACAGCGCCAAGGUCUACCGGAAUGAAGUCGAAAGUGCCGCCGCUAUCCGCAAGUCCGGACUUGAUCGGUCGCAGAUUUUCUACACGACCAAGGUCCCCACCACUAUGAUGGGUUACGACAAUGCGAAGCAAGCUAUCACAGAGAGCAUUGCUGCCGCCAACCUUGGCUAUAUCGACCUAGUCUUGAUUCACGCGCCCUAUGGCGGCAAGGAGGCACGCCUUGGUACAUGGCGCGCCCUGGUUGAGGCCCAAAAGGCAGGCCAUAUCCGUUCCAUUGGUGUCUCCAAUUUUGGCAUCAAGCAGCUGGAAGAAUUGGAGGAGUAUAUCAAGGGCGGUGGUGGUGGUGAAAUUUCCGUCGGCCAGUAUGAGAUUCACCCUUGGUGCCCGCGUGAUGAUGUCGCCGAGUGGCUGCAGAAGCGUAAUGUUAUCGUCGAGGCGUACUCGCCCCUUGUUCAGGGUACUCGUAUGAAGGAGCCGGUUCUCCAGAAGCUGUCCAAGAAGCACGGAAAGAGCCCCGCCCAGAUUUUGAUUCGCUGGAGCUUGCAGAAGGGAUAUGUUCCCCUGCCCAAGUCCGUCACUGACUCGCGUAUUGCUGAGAACUCGCAAGUCUUCGAUUUCACCUUGUCGGAGGAGGACAUGGCGAGUCUGAAGCUGGAUGAGUAUGCGCCUGUGUGCUGGGACCCGGUUCGCGACUGCAAGAUCUAG
This is a messenger RNA of Penicillium waksmanii, 780 nucleotides long. Its product is annotated as aldo/keto reductase family protein. The transcript is spliced from 4 exons. The record is from RefSeq and is a predicted model, not a curated record. Bases 1 to 780 code for a protein of 259 amino acids. Gene Ontology annotation, molecular function: oxidoreductase activity. NCBI's taxonomy places the organism in Eukaryota, Fungi, Ascomycota, Eurotiomycetes, Eurotiales, Aspergillaceae.